AUGGGAGGAGAUCUCGAAAAAGAGUGCAAGAAGGCCGCGCAAAUCCUCAAGAACUUCGUUGACAAGAAAAGAAUACCCCCAGAAGUAGUGAAGAAUGCGAAGGGUCUGGCAAUCUUCUCAGGCUUCCGGGCCGCCAUGUGGUUAGCUGGUGCGGGCGGUUCUGGUGUCAUCAUUGCUCGUCUGCCCGACGGCUCCUGGUCCCCGCCGUCCGCAAUCUCAGUCUUCUCCGGUGGUGUCGGUGUCGUUUACGGCAUAGACGUGUACGAUUGCAUCUGCGUGCUCAACACACAAGAGGCCGUCGAUGCGUACGCAAAGGGCGAGACAACUUUGGGCGCCGCCGCUACAAUGGCCGCGGGCCCAAUUGGAGGGACUGCUGAUAUCACCACCAAGGAUGUCAAACCUAUCUGGACAUACACCAAAUCAUUAGGUCUGUACGGUGGCAUAACGGUGGACGGCACGAUCAUCAAGGAGAAGUCCGAUGUCAACGCCAGGGCAUAUGGAGGCAAGAUCACGGCCGCGCAGAUCUUAAAGGGCGAGGCAAGGUCGGUACCAUCGGGUCAGCUUCCAGAGGUUCUCAAAUUGGCCGAAGGAAACGCGGCAGACUCCAAAAUCCUUGACUCAAUCAGUACUGAACCGACACCGGGCGACUUGAAGGAGUAA
Exophiala spinifera is the source of this 660-nucleotide messenger RNA. RefSeq lists its product as uncharacterized. Gene Ontology annotation, molecular function: phosphatidylinositol binding. The transcript is spliced from 2 exons. The record is from RefSeq and is a predicted model, not a curated record. Bases 1 to 660 code for a protein of 219 amino acids. Lineage: Eukaryota; Fungi; Ascomycota; Eurotiomycetes; Chaetothyriales; Herpotrichiellaceae.